CUCUCUCAAUCUGCUCUGAGAUAGCUUUAGAUCUUCGUCUUCUCAAUCUCGUCUCGAUCGAUCGAUCAAAAGGAAUCGGAGAAUGGCAUCGACUGCGGCGGUUCCGUUCUGGAGAGCGGCGGGGAUGACGUAUAUAACGUACUCGAACAUCUGCGCGAAUCUGGUCAGGAACUGUCUGAAAGAGCCCUUCAAGGCUGAAUCGAUGAGCCGCGAGAAGGUUCACUUCUCCCUCUCCAAAUGGGCCGAUGGAAAGCCCCAGAAACCAGUUUUGCGGUCAGACGCACCUCAAGUGUGAAGCUUUUGAUCUAAGGCUGGAUGGAUAAAAGGGAUGCUGUGACGUCUCUCUCUCUCUCUCUUGACAUUUUGUUUCCUUUUGUUUGUUGUCUGCAAUGAAAGCUUGAUACUCAGGCAAUCAAUAAUGAAAAACACUUCUUCUGUUUCUUGCUCAAUACAAAUUAUUAUUAUUUUUGUGUA
Raphanus sativus (radish) is the source of this 474-nucleotide messenger RNA. Its product is annotated as ATP synthase subunit epsilon, mitochondrial. The record is from RefSeq and is a predicted model, not a curated record. Gene Ontology annotation, biological process: proton motive force-driven mitochondrial ATP synthesis. The transcript has 2 exons. Gene Ontology annotation, molecular function: proton-transporting ATP synthase activity, rotational mechanism. NCBI's taxonomy places the organism in Eukaryota, Viridiplantae, Streptophyta, Magnoliopsida, Brassicales, Brassicaceae. Gene Ontology annotation, cellular component: mitochondrial inner membrane. Bases 83 to 295 code for a protein of 70 amino acids.